AAAUUAAUUCUUGCUCUUCUCAUGACAAUAGCAUAUUGUACAAAUGAUGCUAUCAAAAAAAAUGUCGAUAAUAUCAGAUAAGCCAUCAAUAGUGGGCCUAACAAGCAUUAGGCUUAUGAUAAAUUGGCUUAUAUUGUUGACACAUUUGGUCCUAGGAUGUGGGCAUAACCUAGUAUGGCAUUAGCUGUUGAUUAUCUUUAUAAUUAAAUACGAAAUUGGGAUGCAACCAAAAGUGGUUUGGUGGAGGUUAGAUUAGAAGAAUUGGAUGAGAUAUCAACUUGGGUGAGAGAGAGCGAACAACUAAUUUUAAAGAGUCCAAGAAAGAGACCUCAAAAAUUAGGAAUGAUCGGACUUGGCAAUAUAAAGGAUGGAGAAGUCGUCGUAGUUAGAAACUGGAGUGAAUUGGAUGAGAAGGGUAAAGCCAACAAGAUUUAAGGAAAAAUUGUGUGUUAUAAUGUUGCAUGGACAACCUAUGAUGACUUGAAGUUUUAUAGACAACAAGGACCAGAUAGAGCAUCUGCCUAUGGAGCUAUUGCUGUACUAUUGAGAAGUGUUGCUUCAUUUUCAAUCUAUAGUCCACAUACAGGAAAUGUGAGAUAUUCUGGUACAUUCACCAAGAUUCCUGCCGCUGCUAUUACAGUUGAAGACGCUGAGAUGCUCCAAAGAAUGUAAGACAGAGGAUAGAAGAUUACUGUGGAUUUAGAAUUAAAUAAUAAAAUGAUGCCUUCUAAAAGUCAUAACAUCAUUGCUGAGAUCAAAGGUUCAAAAUAUCCCGAUUAAAUUAUUUUGAUGGGGGGUCAUUUUGAUUCAUGGGAUACAGGAAGUUAGACAGGAGCCAUGGAUGAUGGCGCAGGAACUCUAGUUACUCUAGAAGCCCUUAAAGUAGUGGCUGAUCUAGGAAUCCAACCUCUGAGAACUUUGAGAUGGAUUGCUUGGAGUGGUGAAGAAAUGGGACUCCCUAAUAAUGGAAAUCAACACUAUGCUAAAUAUCAUGGAGAUGAGGAUCAUGUAGUUGCACUUGAGAACGACGUUGGUCAAUUGACAGCCAUAGGAUUUGGAUUUUCAGGAAAAUUAUAAACUAGUAGAAUGGUCAGAUAAUUGAUUAUGAACUAUAUUCCUGAAUUGUCAGUUUUGCUUAUGUUAGAUCUGGAGUUAUACAAAACCUUAGGGGAUAAAGGAGUUCCAUUGAUGAGAAAUAUCUACAAAGAUCCUAAUGAUGACUAUUAUUUCAAAUAUCAUCAUUCGGCUGGAGAUACAAUGAAUAUUUUAAAUCCUGAUGAAAUGGAUUCCAAUGUGUUUGCCAUCAGUUCAAUGAUGUACAUCAUAGCUGAUAAUCCUGAGAGAUUACCCAAAUGAUUUAUCAUAAUAAAUAUUGA
This is a messenger RNA of Paramecium tetraurelia, 1376 nucleotides long. RefSeq lists its product as uncharacterized. Lineage: Eukaryota; Ciliophora; Oligohymenophorea; Peniculida; Parameciidae. The record is from RefSeq and is a predicted model, not a curated record. Gene Ontology annotation, molecular function: metallodipeptidase activity. The transcript is spliced from 4 exons. Gene Ontology annotation, biological process: proteolysis; peptide catabolic process.